AUGUCAAAAUUUAGAAGACAAGGAAGUGUUGAUUCUAAUUUUAGUCAUCAUGAAAAUGAAUUUGAUUUAGAAUUAAAAAAUAGAGAGACAAUAAAAAAAAGUGUUGAAGAACAAGCAGCAAAUCAAUUAGAAAAUGCUAAAUAUAAUCCUGUUCUAUUUGCUGUUUGUACAAAUGUAGAAUUUGAUGGUUCUAUUGAUGAUGAUUCUCCAGUACAUGGAUGUGCUGUAUCUUUUAAACCAAAAGAUUUUUUACAUAUCAAAGAAAAAUAUAAUAAUGAUUGGUGGAUUGGACGAUUAGUUAAAGAAGGUCAUGAACUUGGUUUUAUACCAACACCAUUAAAAUUAGAAAAUAUUAGACAACAAACUUCAAAAACGGGUACAAAAGGUUUUAGAAAUUCAACAUCUACCUCUAAUUUAGGAACUAUGGAUCCUAUGUUACAAAAAACAGCAUCAAGAGGGUCUACACCACCAACACCUGAUGGAGAGGAUGAAUAUGGACCUAAAAAAAUUGCUUCUAUUGUUACAACCCCUCCUGUUGCUAAAGAAAAGAAAAAAUUAAUGUUUAAAAAACAAGAAAAUGUACCCCCAUAUGAUGUUGUACCAACUAUGAGACCUGUAGUUUUAGUAGGUCCUUCAUUAAAAGGUUACGAAGUUACAGAUAUGAUGCAAAAAGCUGUUUUUGAUUAUCUUAAACAUCGUUUUGAAGGAAGAAUUAUAAUAACAAGAGUCACAAGUGAUAUUUCAUUAGCUAAACGUUCUCUAUUAAAUAAUCCUACAAAAAGAGCUAUCAUGGAACGAGCCAAUUCACGUAGUAGUAAUUCAUUAGCUGAAAUUCAAGCUGAAAUUGAAAGAAUUUUUGAAUUAGCAAGAUCAAUGCAAUUAGUUGUGUUAGAUUGUGAUACCAUAAAUCAUCCAACACAAUUAUCAAAAACAUCAUUAUCUCCAAUACAUGUUUAUAUAAAAAUAUCAUCACCUAAAGUACUACAACGUUUAAUAAAAUCACGAGGAAAAAGUCAAUCAAGAAAUAUGAAUGUUCAAAUGGUUGCGGCUGAAAAACUUGCACAAUGCCCAACAGAAUCAUUUGAUGUUGUUUUAGAUGAAAAUCAAUUAGAAGAUGCUUGUGAACAUUUAGCAGAUUUUUUAGAAGCAUAUUGGAGAGAUACUCAUCCACCAGUAAAAUCACCACCAAGAAUAAAAAGAGGACCAAUGGCAAAUCGUGGACCAUCUACAUUAUAUACACCAGCACAAAUGCUUCAAGGAAUAUCUCAUAUGACAUCAUCUACACCUGGUUCUAAUAACAGAAAUUUAAAUAAUAAUACUGUUUUAGGUAUUAAUAAUUCAAAUAAUAACAAUAAUAAUACAACAGUUAUGCCUAAUAGAAUUCCACAAAUACCAAUACAAAAUACUUCAUUAUUAGGAAUAAAUAAUCAACCCCCAUCACAAAUGUAUAAUCAAAAUGUAAACAUUAGCAAUGGUGCAAAUUAUAAUAUUCCUUUAAAUAAUUCUACCAAACAAAUGUCAUUUGGAAAUCAUAAUCAAAAUAGUAUGUCAAUAGAAAUGAAUCAAAAUCCAUAUGAUGAUUUUGAUCAUGAUUCUUAUGAAGAUAAUAUGUCGGGUAUACAAAGAAGAAAUGUUCCAUCAAGUAUUGGAGGUAAUCAACAAAUGGGAGUGCCAACAGGAAAUAUGAUGCCAAGGACAAUGCCAAAUACACCUGAAAAAAUAAUUGGCAUAGUUGUAGAACCACUAACUUAUUAG
Molecule: messenger RNA, 1755 nt
Organism: Strongyloides ratti
Lineage: Eukaryota; Metazoa; Nematoda; Chromadorea; Rhabditida; Strongyloididae
Product: Calcium channel, voltage-dependent, beta 2b
Exons: 3
Coding region: 1-1755 (584 amino acids)
Biological process (GO): regulation of voltage-gated calcium channel activity; neuromuscular junction development; calcium ion transmembrane transport
Cellular component (GO): voltage-gated calcium channel complex
Molecular function (GO): high voltage-gated calcium channel activity; protein binding
Source: RefSeq, a predicted model, not a curated record